GUCUGUAUUUGGUCUUGGUUUGGUCCGGUGCUUGAUAACAUAUGCAGUUAAAAAAAAAAUAAAAAAUUUUGCAGAAAAAAAAUACCUAUAAAUUGAUUUAUUUUUAAAUAUUGGGAUCUAGUUAGAUACUCAGUAAAUAUUUUAGAUAAAAUCAAAAUUGUGGAUUUAAUUCGUUAACCUUGACACAUUUUAGAUCCUUUGUGUUGUUGGCACUGUUAAGUUUUGAAUUUUUGUUGUAUUGAUCGCUGUCACCGGCCUUACUUCUUACUUCAUACAUGAUCGACCUAGUGUAAAUUUUUUGAGUGAUUAUUUUUAGAGAUAAAAAAAUAUCGUGAGUUAGUGCAAUAUUUUAAAGGAGAAAAUGGCUGGACAAACAAUAAAUGACCGUCUAUUAGCAGCAAAACACAGCAUAGCAGGACAGGGUCUUGCAAAAUCAGUAUGUAAGGCUACAACAGAAGAAAUGUUAGGCCCUAAGAAAAAACAUUUGGAUUAUUUAAUUCACUGCACCAAUGAGCCCAACGUUUCCAUUCCUCAAAUGGCUAAUUUAUUAAUAGAAAGAUCUCAGAGUACUAGUUGGAUAGUGGUUUAUAAAGCUUUAAUUACAACACAUCACAUUAUGUGCUACGGAAAUGAGAGAUUUACGCAAUAUUUAGCAUCUAGUAAUGUGUCCUUUCAACUCUCAAAUUUUGUGGACAAGACAGGAGUUCAGAGUGCUGUAGGAGCAAGGACUGGAUAUGAUAUGUCACCAUUUAUUAGAAGGUAUGCUAAAUAUUUAAAUGAAAAGGCUCUAUCUUACAGAUCAGUGGCUUUUGAUUUUUGUAAAGUUAAACGAGGCAAGGAGGAGGGUACUUUGAGAACCAUGAAUACAGAAAAUUUACUCAAAACUUUACCAAUUCUACAAAAUCAAUUAGAUGCUCUACUUGAAUUUGACUGCACUGCAAAUGAUCUCACUAAUGGAGUAAUAAAUAUGUGUUUCAUGCUUCUAUUUCGUGAUCUUAUAAGGCUUUUUGCAUGUUACAAUGAUGGCGUCAUUAAUCUAUUAGAAAAAUACUUUGAAAUGAAUAAAAAACAAUGCAGAGAGGCCUUAGAUUUGUACAAAAAAUUCUUGAUUAGAAUGGACAGAGUAGCAGAGUUCCUAAAGGUAGCAGAAAAUAUAGGAAUAGAUAAAGGAGAUAUUCCUGAUUUGACAAGAGCUCCCAACAGUCUCUUAGAUGCUCUUGAGCAGCACUUGGCUUCAUUAGAAGGAAAUACCCCUACAGCUAUUACUACACAAAAGAAUGUUAAGUCUGGAGUUUCUGCUUUAUCAAACACCAGUAAUGCUUUUGGUACUGCUGUUGAUGACUCUUUUAAACAAGCUGCAGUGGCUGAGGAAGAGGCAGCCCUUAAUCAUUAUAGAGCAAAUAUUGGAUCACCAACUGCUGCUAGUACCAAUCCUUUCUUAAGUGAUGAACCUACUGUGAAAGCCGAGCCAAUCCUGGAUUUAUUUUCUAGUGGUACAGGUGUUCCAGAACCAAAUAAGCCUGUACAAUCUUCCAAUGCAUUAGAUGAUCUUCUUUCCCUGGGAGGUAACCCUUUUGCCGAUUUUGGAGCACCCACAACUAGUGCCACAGAUACAUUUGCUACCACCACAACAGCUACUGACAAUAAUAUUAAUUCUAAUAUGUGGGGGGCCAAUGGGUUUGCUGGUGGAGCAAAUGUGUUCCAGCAGCAGCCCACGCUUCAAGCUCAACCCUUUGGAAAUGCAAACGACUUAAGUGGAUUCUUUAAUACUAAUGAGCCCUCAGUUUUCGAUCCCUUAGGUGAUAUUAGUGCCACCAAGAGUGCCCAGAUUGUUCCACAGCAGGCCGUUGCUCCACAGCCUGCAAAAGCAGCACCUGCUAAGAUACUUACUGGAGACUUGGAGUCUAGUUUGACAUCUUUAGUUGAAAACUUGACUAUGGAUUCAGCAAACAGAGGUUCUCAAUGGAAUUCGCCCAAAAACCAAGCAAAACCCGCUUCAGGAGGUUGGCAGGGUCAAGGUCAACCCAUGAAUGCUCCUGGUUACAGACCAGUAGGACAAGCUAUGGGCCAGCCAAUGAUGGGACAGCAGCAGAUGAUGGGUCAACCCAUGAUUCCCACCAUGGGCCAACCUAUGCAACCAAUGGUUAAUCAGUUUUCAAUCAUGCAGCAACCAAUGAUGGGUAGUCCAAAGAUGAAUGUGGCUCCACCAAAGCAAGAGGUAACUUUCGAUCCUUUCGGCUCUUUGUAAUGUAAAAAAAUGAACGUACAUAUUUAUUAAGAGAAAAUGUUACAUUUUAAGAACUCUGUCGUGAGAUUCCCCCAUUAUUUAUUGUAGAAAAAUCCUAAUACAAUUAACAAAUAUUUAUAUAAGAAUUCAAGGUACAAAAAUUGCGGAAUAAUAAAAUAUUGCCUGUUUUUAUUCGGUUUUAUUUUAUGUGUGUCAAAUAUAUGUAUUUUUGUUAAAAGUAUUAACAAAUUUAAUAUUCGCUAUUAUUUCUUUGUGUUCAAAAUAUUUUCGAGCUCAAUAAUUAUGUGAAAAAAAAAUUUUUAAUUCAACUAAUGAGAAGACUGAGUUAAAAAGAAACCUCAAAUAGUAUGUAAUAAUUUUAUUUAUAAAUAUUAGUAAAGUUUAUUUACAUUUUUUUUUUUUUAAAUAGGUACUAUUAAUUUUUAUUUAUAAGAAUGUCUAUCACAGUAUUAUACAAGGAGGGACAAAAAUUAUUAAAAGCCGUAUCGUUUAUUUAUUUUUACAUUUUAAAACUGCAGUCACCUUAAAAGAACUCUCCGAUUGGUGCAAUGACCUAUUGAGAUGGUUUUUCACUGAUCAAAACAAAACAGGUAUCGGGUGAAUGCAGAGGACGGGACAAUGAGGUCUUUGCGUUUUUGGUAAAACAACUGCUCUCCAGAAAUUUUUUGCAGUUUUUUGUGUCCCUCCAUUUAUAUAUUUUUAUUUAAAAAUGUACACAGAAGUAUUUUUUAACCAUAAUUCGAUUUGAAAACAUCACAAUAAAAACUGGUAUCGCAUUAUAAUAUUUAAAUAGUUCAAAUUAAAUAGCUGAUUAUAAAUAACCGAAUUUAACAUGCAGGUACGGAAUUUUCAACAGGGAACAUGUACCUUCCAAAUAGUUGAACAAGGUAUACUAGGAACUUGCACAGAUACCGCUGUUGCUCCUCACAUAUGAGCAGAAUUCGAAGUUGUAUCGAUGUUCGCUAAAAGCGGUCUCUCUGAUAUUUGCAUGUUCCUAUUAAACUUUGUUUCAACCUUUUGUAAGGUAUGUGUUCCGUGUUGAAAAUUUCAUACCUGUAUGUAUAUACAAUGAUUUUUAUUAUAAAAAUUUGCAUUAAACAACGCCUAUGGAGAACAAUAAUUAUGGUUAAUUCAGUAUAAAUAUUUGUUAAUUGUGGUAAAUGUAUAUUUUAUGUCAAUAAUUAAUUCAUUUAGACAGAUAAGUUUAAAUUGAGAUGCAUAUUUAUCUCAGGGUGUUUGUCUAAUAUCAGUUACUAAUAAAACAUAUUAUCUAGAUAUUUAGUUAAAACAAAUAAUAAUUAUGGCCUAGGUCCACGCCACUAUAAUUCAAUAACGAAUUCUUCAAUGGAUUUUGAAGGAUCGAACACCCUGUAGUGUAUGCAUGUGCUUUGUGAUAUUUUUUUUUUCGGAUGUAUGUUAAGAAUGUUGGGAUACAAAUGUGAUCUCCUUUUAUAUUUAUUUUUAUAGCCUCUUACUAUCUUAUUUGUAGUCUUAAAUUUGUUAAUUUAAUCACAGACGCUGUUUAUUUAUACAAUCUAUUUUAUUUAUUAAGGAAAAUAAGUUGCACACAAUAUGUAUUUGGUAUUUUUUCCAAAAUGUGAUCUUUUCUCUUUUAAUGGAACUUUAUAUUUUUAAAUGUAUUUUAUUUUGCUUAAAUUAUUUUGUUUUCAAGGAACCUCGCGCUUUUCUUAUGCAUAAUGGCUUUCCGUCGAAUGUCAUAAAUUUUGGAUAUAUUGUAGUAUUUGGCCUAUAUACCAAAAUAUGUCCAUAUGCCCACUUUAAUUCUCUGGCUAGUUUUUACGUUGCAGAGUGUUAAAAUUUAAACAAUCCUAUCCAAUCUUAUUAAUAAUAAUAAUCUUUAUUUAAAAGUAGGAUACAACCUAAUAUACAAAAAAAAUAAUUUAUACAACUGUCAAAUUCAUGCAAACAAAAUGUAUACAAGAAUAAAAUUUACAUGAGUAAAAUAGCUAUGAAAAGAAAGAAAAUACAAAAAACAAUACAAACUAUAAGAUACAAUUGAAAUUAACCAGUUUAAUAAUUAAGCUUAAUAAUAAUAUAACCUAUAUUUUUUUAAAUAAAUAAUUAAAUGAGUUUUAAAUUGAUUUAGAGUCUUAGAACCUCUUUAUAUAACUUGGCAAAUUGUUAUAAUCAAUAAAGCCCUUAAAAGUAAAUGUUUUUGUGUUGAAUGCUUUAAUUUGGGUGUUAACAUAAAAGUUAUCCUUUAGCGUGGUAUUGUAGUUGUGGGCCCAAAAUACUUUCCUGGGGAACUCCAUAUUUUACAUCAAUAGAUGAUGACAGUAAAUUAAUAAUUUUCGUUAUAUGGUUUCUGUUAGAAAGAUAAUUUCUAAUCCAGUUCAAUACCGUGCCCUUUACUCCAACAUCUCUAUUUUUUUUCUUUUUUUUUAUGUAAAUUUGAUACAUUUUCACAUUUCUAAAAACAUAUAUACACAUAAAAUAUAAAAGUUUUUGGAAGUUUAAAAAAUAUAAUAAAUAGGUAAAACUGCUUAAUAUUUUUGUAUAGCGUAGGAAAAUUAUGAAUACUUUGUUAGAUUAUUGCAUAAAAACUAGAAUUUUCUACACAUUUUAAUAAUUAGGCAAUCCAAAUCACGUGACUUUAAAUAGUUUACUCUUGGCAAAAACAACAAAGGUAUGUGUUUCCCUUGAGAAAAACACUUCUAGUGAUGUUAUUAGUUUAUAUCAUUUUUUUGGAGUGUUUAGAGUUGUUUUCGGUAUGUUUAGUUAAAAAAUCGAUCUUAAUUUUCCGUCAUAUAUGUUUAAAAUGGUUAAUAAUAAUUAUUUUAAUAGUUUUAUAGACAUAUACUCGAUUACACAUUCAAGGUGUAUUUUCUUUGUUGUCAGACCUAUUCUUUGUCUUAUUCGAUAAUUUUUGAGAAAUUGGCUAUUUCGAGCAGAAGUCUGUUUUCUCGUUUCGGUUCAAAUAGUUUCUUGUAGAGCACGCUCGGAGGCUUGGAUUUGAAGAUUAUUGUGUGUACUGUAUCAUUAAAUUUAUUUUUUGUGGUUAAAGAUAACGCUCUCGUAGGGUGCAAUUUAGACUUAGGCAUUGGUUUGGCUUGAAAUUCCCUAGCCUUCCUCUUAGCUUCCAAUACUCUUUGAAUUAAUUAGUUGGUCAUUUUUCGCCAUCAUGUGUUUGUCUCUGGUCUCGAAACUAAACGGAACAGGCUAUUGUUAUAUUAUACUUAAUUUGAAGUCACUAUAUUACCUUAAUCUUUAUUUCAAUUUGAAAGAAAUAAAACUAAAUGAUCCACAUAUGUACCACAUCGAUAUAUCUAAAGCCUGUAACAUUCAAUACUAUUCAAUACAAAAAAUAUAAGAAAUAUCCAGUAUGUAUAACUUAAAAAAAGGAAUUUAUAUUGUGGUUUGCUUUUACUGUUGAAAUUGUUCUAAUGCAAUGAAAACUUACAUAUACGUUGUUCAAAAUUUUCUCAUAUCCAGUGCGAUGCGUAAUUAUGUAAACAGAGUUAAAAAAAAGAGAAAUUGUGAUUUGAAAUAAAAGCAAAGAAAGAAAUAAAAUGUCACCUUACUCAGCCUAUAAAGUAUGUAUAUACGGUGAUUCCAAAUUAUGAUUACAGAUGGGCAUAUUUCUUAAAAAAAUGUCAGAGAUCUCUGAAUAACAGAAUUAAUUUUAAGUAGUUACAAUAUAUUUAUUACUGAUACAUAAUACGUUCGUCUGAUUGGUUAUUUACAAGGUAAUAUUUAAAAAUAUAUAUUUUUAAAGCUUGGCUGAAUUAUUAACCUGAUAUAUUUUCAUAAUUUUACUAUAACGGUACACGGCGAUAAAGUUUAAAAAUUGCCUUUAGAAAUGAUUUACCCACUCAAAAUAACUAAGAAAAGAAUAUUGUGGUUUGUUGGGCAAGAAAUGGGUAAAGGAUCUUUUGCAAUAUAACAUACAGUAUGUUAAAUUUUUCACAAGUACGCCAGAAGAACGGUAUAGAAUAAGUGAUGCUAUUUAGUAAAGAGAGGUAGAACAGUACGCGCCAGCCCAGUAGCGGUAGAGGUGUAUGUAGGUAGCAGGAAAUCAGAAUUUCAGUAAAUAAUUAUAAUUUUAUUUUAAAAUAUAAAAAAGCAUUAUAUGAAAAAUGUUGUGUCGAGGUACGUCUUGUCUUUUUCGAAAUCCGUAAUCCAUCAAUCUUUUUUGUUUUCCUUUUCCAUGGUUACCAUCCAUCGGAUAAGUAGGGUGCUAGUGUACGCAGCUAUCGACCAAGAUCAUAAUAUAUGUGAUAUUAUAAUGGUACCAUCUGACAUUGACACUUGACCAACCUCAAAUAAAAACUGACUAAGAAACCUUAAAAUAAAUUGACGUAAAAGUCAAAACUAAAGGUAAGACUAUGUGGUGCUAUGAUGUCGCCACAGUGUAUUCAUCUGUCCAGUGACGACAGAGUCACCCGAUCUAUGGGUUAACAUAUUGUAUACAUUGUUAUUUUCAAAAUACAAAUAUAAUAAUUUGUUUCAAUACUAUCUUGUAUGAUGGUAGCAUCUCUUUCAUGACUAAUCCACUUCUUCAAGGUUUUCAGUUACCAACUUAAUAAGGAUAAAGGAUAUUAAACAGGACGUCCCAUGUAUAUAUCAAUAAACUUUUAAGGGUGAUAGGGGUCAUCAAAAUAAACAUAUUAUGUUCGAAAACUAUCUAUUACAUUAUACAGCUUGGGUAAUCUAUACUAUAUUCUUUUUUAAAUUACUACAUAUUAAGACGCUAUGGUAUUUUAGAUUAUUAAUGUUAUUGAGAUGCCUGACAAAACCGAGGAACAAUAUGAUAUACGUAGUUAGUAUUUUUUUUUAUUCAAGAGUAGGUAUGCUCUAAUUCUUAAAAAAUUGGAUGCUUUCAUGUGUUCAUUUAUUUGUAAAAUGUUUUUUUUUUUUGUUACAUACUUAUUGCAAUUUGUAUCAUAUUUUCAAAUUGUUUCUUUUCUACAUUGUACAACUUAAUUGAUUUGCCUCAUUAUUUUCUAUAGGUGUAUGAUUUCAAACAGUCUUUUUUACUUUAGUGCUAUGUAUCUUUAAAACUGGUCAUAGUAAAAUUAUGAAAAAAAUAUUAGGUUAUUAGUUUAAUCAAGCUUAUUAAUUUUUUUUUUUGACUUAUCAAAUCGAAAAAUACAGUGCCACUAAAAAAGAAGUAUUUUUUUAAAUAUUAACAUGUAAAUAACCAAUCAUCCUAUAUCCUGUAUAAAUGUUUCGUAACUAAAAUAAAUUCCAUUUUUCAGGGGCACCUUUGAUUUUUUUUAAGAAUAAUAAUAUAAUCUUAAUAAGUACUUUAUUUUCACCAUUUUAUUUCUCUACAUGUCAUAAAUAAGUAUUAUAAUUUGACAAUACCGAGUCAAGUGACUUAGCGUGCAGACCCAAAAGACCACGACGGACAUAUUCGCCUAUGAAACCUAUUUGUGCUAUAGUAGCCCUCACUUCUUACCGAAACGGUAAAAUUAAGGGUGGGCUGACAAAUGUCAGCCCACCGUUCAGUCCGCCGUCGUACUAGAUUGUAUAUAUAUAUAUCUAUCCGUAGACAUCUUUGAAAUCAUCCUAUACAAUAUAUAUAUAGGAUGAGUUUUUUAUGUAACAAUCACAAUCAUUUUAUUUCUGCCUUUUCUCUUAUUUAUUUUCAAAUCAUGUAUUAUCAAAAUUUUAAAAACUUUGUAUUACUUACGCACCCGCCUUGUUUCUAUUACAUUAGAACAUAUAUCAACAGUAACAUCAACUAAAAAUAUAAAUUCAUUCGUUUUUAUUUAUUAAUUUAUAAGAUAAUAUAACAAAAAUUAGAAAUUUUUCAACUUACCUUAAAAACUAGCCAUACGAUUGAUAGUGGGCCCAUGUACUUAUUUGGUUUAGAGGUUUAGUACUACAUUAUAUCCAAAAUUUAUUACAUUCGACUAAAAGCCUUUUUGCAUCAGAGAAGCGCGAGGUCUUUUAUUGAAAGGAUAAUAAAAAAAAUAUGGAUACCUGUUUGGAUAUUGUAAAAGUCUAAAAUGGCCAUUAUUGUUAUAAUUUGUAUGAUGCUUUUAUUUAAAAAUUUAUGAAAUUUAUAUUAAUGGUAUCCUCACAUUCUCGUCUAUUGAAAUUAAAGAUUAUAUAUUAAUAAAUUGUUAAAAUGUGCUUCAGAUUUUAAUAUCAUCUAAUGAAAAUAUCCGUAGUUUUACAUUGAUAAAGACCUUACGUAAAUGUAAAAUAAGGAUUGCAGAUAAUCAAUGUAAAUUUAGAUUUUUUUUUUGUUUUGUAAAAUAUUGAAACGUACUCAAGUUACAUUUUAUUUAUAUAUAUACAUAUUUAUAUUUAUUAUAAAAAUUUUGCUAGCAACAACCAUACUCUAGUCAUAAGUUUAAAAAUUAUGUGGUUUUUGAAAUUGGAGUUUUCUUUUGGCAUGAUUUGUAUAAAAACAAUUAAUAAAGUGGUUAGCUUAGUAUUGUGUAUAUUAAUAUAUAGCCAUGAAGUAGUAAAUGUAAAAUAAUUAUUGUAUACCUGUUGAUGCAAAAAAAACUUACUUUUGCGAUGAUAUAAUAAUACCUACCCAUUCACUUAAUUGUUAGAUGUAAUAAUCUUCACCUUCAUUAAUUGAAAAUACACAAAUGUUUAGGAGUGGUUUUUAUAAGGAAGCAAAUUAAACAUUCCAUCAAGUUUAAAUAAAGAAUCAAAAUCUAUAUUGGGCGUUUCAGAUUAACUAUUUCUAGUUUUUAAAUUUAAUAGAGGGAAUAUAAUUAAUCGUAAUUAUGACUUAAAGAACAUAUACAGGAGGCUAGGUCAGAAAUAGGUCAGUUACACCUAACGUACAAGUUACAAAUUGAAAAUGGAUUUUUCCAAUAACUUGUAAACAAAUGAUUUGUCAUGAAAAUAGACUUGUGUAUUUUUUAAGUAACAGCAACACUUCAAAAGAAAAAAAUAUGAAAACUGCACCCCAUUUAAAUUUUAUGGGGGUUGUGAUCCCCUAGUCCCCAAACUCUUGUAUUCUUUAAGACAUUAAUUUUUAAACUUUUUCGACCCUUAAUACUUUUUCGAAAAAUCAAUGUUUUUCGACUUACUGUACUUUUUCAAUAUUUAUUCACGGCGUUUUUUAUCGGGUCCACCUCCGCGAGUGUUGAGACUACACCACGGUUUUUGGCAGAACAUUUCUUUAGGUUUUUUUUGGGUAAUUUGCAGUAGGUAAUAUUCAAUGUGAUUGCUGCAUGUAUUUAAACCAAAAACAUGUUAUUAAAUAUUUUGUCUCAUAUCGCUUCUCCGCACGUUAAGUGCAAAUUUUUUUUUUUUUUUUUCAAUACAACAGUACAAAAAAUUCUUGGAAACAAAAACAGAUAGGCCCAUCUAAAAUUAUACUAAAUUUGAUAGAUAAAAAUACCUAUUCAUUAUUUCCCAGAUAUUUUUUAAUAUCUUAAUAAUUCCAACCAUGCAAUUGAAAUUUUUAAUUGCAAUUUCUAAGGAACUGUGCUAUCUUCACUUGCAUCAAUGUUCUACUGGAGGAAGACGAAUUGAAGAAUGUGGAUUACAUCCUAUUGUGGAAAUACAAAAGGAGAAAGGACCGUUCUAUACUUUAUUCAGGUUAGGACGUAAUGACGAGACAAAGUUCUUCAAUUUACCUAAAUGUAUAUGACGAAUUGCUUCAGGUUACUCAAUAAAAAAUUAUCCAGGAAAAUAAUCGCUACCAUAAACCCAUCCCCUUCCCAAAGAAAAAUUGGCAAUUUGAUUAUCCAUUUUUAAAAUGAUAUCAAAAAAGUAUUUAAUUUUUCUACCCAUAAUAGUAAACACCGCCUGAACACAACAGCUAGGUUGAAAACCACUAGUCUCUCAUUGUUCUUUAAGGUAUCUAAUGAUUUUUUGCAAAAAAAUUAAAAUGUUCAAAAUGUUUUAACAGAAAAGAUAAAUAUUUUUAAAAAUAUAUACUUUCUGCUUAAUAUUUGCAGCUUCAAUUGUUAUUUGUCCAUUAUUUUCACACUUCUCCUUUUAUAAAAUUAUAAAAACUAAAGUCGAGGUGCCUCUGAGUGACCAAGAACAAGUGUAUCGUCCCAAUGCAACGUAUAGGGUACUGCGAGAAAAAACUAUUCUCUUAUUUAGUCACUGUAAUGUGAUGGAGCGUCUUCUUUUAGAAACCAUAUAUUUUGUCGAAUUACAAAAUAGUUUGACCAAGCAAUCUUUGGCUCCAGACAGGGCCGGCGAGAGCCAUGGUGGGGCUUCUUGGCAAAACACUGGCAAGGGCCCCUCCACAUCUUGUAAUCUAUUUUUUUAAAGCUGCCGGGCCCCGGGAUUUUGCCCCCUGUCCCUCCCUCUCGUCGGGCCUGGCUCCAGAAAAUCUAGUAUAAUUUAUGACCUACCUUUUUCUGUUACACGCUCUAAAAAGGAAAUAUUUAUAACAAUAUCAACACAACCAUUUUAUUCAAACAAAAAACUGUUCCAUGAAUGAACAAACAAUUUUACGAAAUAUUUUGAACAGUAACAAGGAUCAUCAAAAGCAAGAUUAAUAAUGGCUCCUCUUCCGGUUUGACAGAUGUUUCAUAAACAUUUGAUGAAUUGUGGUUCAAAAUAGUUAUUUGCGGAAAGUGACUUAAAGCUGUGCAAAUAUUCAUUCUACAUAUAAACCAAAACAUUCUUGAAACAGAAAAGUCUAAAAAUGCAAAUAAUAGGUACUUUUCUUUACAGCGCUACAACUUGUUAGAAAAUCUCCAAUAAAAGAUAUUUACUUUCCCGCACUAGUACAGGAAUAGUAUAUUAUUAAAAUACAAGUUGCAAAGGCCACAUAUUCCCGAAAUUUGACCACGAGCGAAUGAGUGCGAGAAUAGCCUUCUGUAUCGUGUGUUUUAUUCUAUUUUCUUGAUUUUGGGCUUUAUUUACAUGUUUUUUAAAUUUUUUGUGGUCGUUUGUUGGGGAUUUUUUUCGCAUAAUUUGUCAGUUGGUGACAGUUACUAACCAACUGCCAGGUGGAAUUUAUUUACUAGCAAAGUAGUGAAUGUCACUGAAAUGUCACAAAAAAUGUCACCAAUAAUCGUUUAAGAGUGAUUCAACGAUUUUACUUGCGAGAAUAUAACAUUCUUACACCAAAAUCGAGAAAGUACAUCUUUCUAAAUUGAAAUGUGAGUUUAAGGUGGUAUUUUCAGCAUGCUCGUAAAAAACAUUUUUCUAAAUAUAUACAAAUUUCUCAUUUUCUCAAAACCAUAUUGAACGCAGUUAACAUGUUUUGAGAAUAAUCACACAUACCCUGCAUAGGCAACAAUACUAACUUGAAUAUUUACUGAAAAUGUUCAGUGCACAUUCUGGGCAGCUCUCAAAAUGUGACUAUUGUGGGUGAGAAACUCUUCAGUCCAUAAUAUGCGUUCUGGAAAAUUCUUUAUUUUUCUACAUAAAUCUCAUUCGUACAUUUGAACCCUUCUUAGUUAUUAUGUGCAAUUAACGUUUUCAUUUUUUGAAUGUAGAAUGUUAUUAAAACUUUCUAGGAAUAGUUAUUUUGAUUUGCCCAUUUAUCAAAUAGUUAAGAGUAAGUUUUUUUUAUGAACAGACAAUCCAUAUUAAUUAUUAACCCUACAUUUUUUGAGAAUAAAACUCACGAAAACAUUGUGAUAUUUAUUUUUAAAAAAAUACCUGAGUGAUAUAAUGUACUGACAAUACUGCCUGAUUACGUUCUAGUAAGUGAUCUUGAUCUCUUAUAUGUUAGUUGUUUUGUUGCCAAUAAAUUCAAGAUGAAGUUGAAUUUAUCAUAAUGCUUUUAACCAGAACGGAGUAAAAAAACGCGCUAUUAGACAUUUUUAUUUGAAAGGACAUACAAUGUUCCUUAUUUAAUUUAUAAACGAUUUUAUUAUAUCUGGUUCUACUUAUUAAGUCUUUUGUAAUAUGUUCCAAGCUGGAUAACUUGCAGCUUCUGCACAACAACAUCUAUUAUGACGUUUUUUUUGUUAAAAGCACAAAUGGAUUUGUACUAUUCAAGCAUCCACAGUCCUGCCGUUGAUAUCGUCAAUGUUCCUUAAUUUACCGUGAAGACGGUGUUUCUCAUUUCUCAAAUUAACAAAAAAAAAAGUAUAAUUGUAUCAUCUUUUGUUGGUCAUGUUUUUUUUGUAAAACUUAUUUUUUGAUCGACCAGUUUUAAUUAAAUAACAUUCGGAUAUUCCCCAAGUUCUGCUUCUUUAUUUAUUUUUAAGAAGGAAAAAUUUCACAUCAAAUUCUUUCUUAUUGGAGUCUUUCUGAAGCACACGCAAAGCGGAAACUGAACUUGUCGCGACUGCAGACGGCACAACUGAUAGUAACUUGUCUCAAAUGCUGUUUACGGUGGAAGUACUCCUAUUAAAAAUCAAUUGCAAAGCAGUGCUGACUGCAUUUGCUACAAGUGCAGUUGUUGUUUGUCCCAUGCUGAGCAAUUCUACCUUUAGUUAAAAGAAUUAAGGGUACAUUUUAACCCUUAUUAGUUUAAAUGUAAAAUAGUUAAAAAUGUGGAGACUAUGAAAAUAUGGUAUACUAAAGUUCAAUAUAAAUCGUAUUAAUAAUUUUGAUUAUUUUUAAUUUUGUAAAUAUAGUUUCAGUUCUAUAAAAACUGGAGAUUUGUCUGUGGAUUUAUAGCUUCAAACUACAUGGUUAUUAUACAAUAAAGGAUAUAUGAAUUCAUUCAUUGUAAUAUUUAUGGUGUUCUAAAUGUCAAGCAAAUUUUUUAACACACUAGUAAAAUAAGUAAUUUAAAAGUUGGAACCUAACCUACAUAAUUAUUUAUAUUGUUAUUCAUCGUACUGUUUUUUUUUUUUAAUAUUAAAUUGCUAACUUAUCUUGCAACUUAUAUAAAAAUAUUUAAAACACUUUUACAUAGGUGAUUUUUGACUUUACAUAGUUACGGAGUUCUACAUCUUGUUAAAAAAUUGCUCAACUUUGAAAGCACCCUUUAUAUUUUUGACUAAUUAGGCUAAAUAACAGGAUUAAAAUCAAGCAAUUUUAAUGUCCAUGGAAUUCUGCUCAAAACUAUCUUGAAGUGUGUCACUUUUAUUUCAUAUAAUAACCAUUUACAUAAAAAAAUGUAGUUGAUUAGCAGAUAAUCUAAAGAAAGUACUCGCCCUAAAUAUCAUAUCGAUGUGAAUAACAAAAAAAAGAACUGACCAAAUAUCACGUUUGUGUAAUAAAAGUAGAAUAAAUGUAAAGAUAACUAUUACACACAUAAAUUUUAACUCGAAUUUCAAAAACCGUAGAGAAUACUCGACAAUUGACUUUCCCAAUUAGUUAAUUAGUAAUUGCUUAUAUUAACUUAAGGUUAAUUAUUGAAUGUAACGUUAUAUUUUUUUAUUUCUACUAAAUUAAUCGAACAAUCUCUUAACGAGUCUGAUUGCUUAUUCCAAUUUUUAUCCAGCCUCUCUUGGAAAUAUGGAUGACAUUUUGUGAAUCUCAUAUUUAUACACUUAUUUAUUUAAAUUUUUAAAGUAUUUUUUUUUAUAAAAAACAAGAAAAUCUUUUCAAAAGUAACAGAUUUCACCAAAUUGAUAUAUUUUUUCUUUGGUUAAAUUUUUUUUUUAACAAAAUAGACUCCCAAUGUGUCCCCUAAAUGGAAUACCCUUUUGUUUAUAAAUGUUUUCCGUUAAUGUUGAUAGCCGGUCUUAUUUUUUCGUUGUAAUUAGUACAUUCCAUUGUUUAAAGAUAAAGAACUGUAUAAUAUUAGAUUGUGUAUGAAAAUAAUGUAAUAUUGUAGUAAAAUGAAUAGUUAA
This is a messenger RNA of Psylliodes chrysocephalus, 13908 nucleotides long. The record is from the annotation of a GenBank genome assembly. Lineage: Eukaryota; Metazoa; Arthropoda; Insecta; Coleoptera; Chrysomelidae.